Cuscuta campestris is the source of this 1829-nucleotide messenger RNA. The record is from the annotation of a GenBank genome assembly. NCBI's taxonomy places the organism in Eukaryota, Viridiplantae, Streptophyta, Magnoliopsida, Solanales, Convolvulaceae.
AGACUUUCCCAAUUCCCUCUUCUUCGCAUAUUACAUCUCCAAGCAUCUUCAUCCCUGAUUCUUCUCCAAAAAUGCACGAUUUUUCGCUUGAUUUCAUCGCCAAAGGAAAGAAAUUCAUCACAGACUUCGUCAUCGAAUGAAGUUCUCCAAAUUCGCUUGAUUUCAGAUUAGGAGAAGCCACUGACCUAAUUUACCCUUGAUAUUUCCUCUGCCAGUCCAAGGAAGAAUGUGAAUAUUUGAUUAACCUUGCUAAACCCCACAUGCAAAAGUCAACUGUGUGGUUGAUAGUGAAACUGGCAAGAGCAAAGAUCGCAGGGUGCGAACAAGCUCGGGAACAUUUCUUCUUAGAGUACGUGAUAAAAUGGUCAGGGAGAUUGAGAAAAGGAUUGCAGAUUUCACCUUCAUACUUGUGGUAGCAACACAGCAAGGAGAAAUGUAUUUGGGAAAAAAGAGGUUUAUGUUUCUUAAUAUCUUUAUCUCUUCAACAUGGGAGGAAUAGGAAGAUUAUUGUAUUGCAGUUGGUUGUAGUGAUGACUCUCUUUACUUUUGGGACAUUUUGAAGUGUAAGAGAAUUUGUCAAAUAAGUUGUUCAGGUUGGUUCAUCUAAGGAAGUUGUUCAGGUUAGCAUGUCGGAGCAGUAUUUGCACGGUGGUGACAUUGAGGUAAGACCAUAGUCCUCCAUUAUUUUUGUUAAUGGGCAAGUGAAAGUAUUUUUAGCCAUGGUUUUCUGAAUUUUAAUUAGGUGGUUUCAUCGAAGUUUUUCUUCCCGUUGGCAAUUGAUUGUCACGAAAUUGAUGGAGCCGAACGUUGGAGCGUUGAAUGCUUCGCCGGUUUAUGCUCGUUCCGUUGACGACGACAAAGGAGUCGUAGACUCCUUUUCUUUCUUUUACUGGUGCGUGAAAUUGGAUUGCUUUCAAUACUAUCCCCCAAUUAUUGGAACAGCGUGUCACCAGGAGAUAUUGCCGCGCCACUUGAGAAGUAAUUUUCAGAAGAAGUUCAAUAGCAAAAAACUGAAGGGCUUGAUGUAUCAUGCAGCUAGUACCCCAGAUGUCUCUGAAUUCAAUAGAACAAUGCAACAAAUUAAGUCACAACGGGAGGAGGCAUAUGACUGGUUGUUGGCUUUGCCAUUAGAGAAGUGGGCACUCUGUUCCGAUGGUGGGGCUCGAUAUGGAAUCCUGACCACUAAUCUUUCAGAAAGCUACAAUCACGUGCUUAAGGGAUGCCGAUCUCUUCCAGUAUAUGCCAUUGUGAAGACGACGUACAAGCGAUUAGUAAAAUUAUUUGCAGAAAGGCGUACAAACGGAUUUACAUGGCUACAAGCGGGAUUUAAGUUCCCAAAAUAUAUUUGGAACGAGAAAGCUACAAUCACGUGCUUAAGGGAUGCCGAUCUCUUCCAGUAUAUGCCAUUGUGAAGACGACGUACAAGCGAUUAGUAAAAUUAUUUGCAGAAAGGCGUACAAACGAAUUUACAUGGCUACAAGCGGGAUUUAAGUUCCCAAAAUAUAUUUGGAACGAGGUGAGACGCAUGGAAGACGCAACAAGGGAUUUAUCGGGUCGUUGUUGAGGUUUUAGUAGAAGUGCGUACAAUGAAACUGGUUGAGCAUUUCAGUGGAUUGCUUUUUGAAACAUCGGUUUCUCAGCUCACUCAAAUGCAUACUAGCCCAAUAAACAUUCAGUUGUUAUGUUUUCCCUUUCUUAUUACUGUUUUACAAAAAGUAUGUAUGAUUGGUGACCAUUAACAUCUUAUAUGUAUAUUGUGCAAGUUGGACAUGGACAUAUGCAUUGAAAACGACCUAUAUUUUUGUAAAUAAUAACAAAUGGUAACAUCU